Bemisia tabaci is the source of this 5323-nucleotide messenger RNA. RefSeq names its product DNA polymerase alpha catalytic subunit (gene PolA1). NCBI's taxonomy places the organism in Eukaryota, Metazoa, Arthropoda, Insecta, Hemiptera, Aleyrodidae. Gene Ontology annotation, molecular function: single-stranded DNA binding; chromatin binding; DNA replication origin binding. Gene Ontology annotation, biological process: leading strand elongation; lagging strand elongation; mitotic DNA replication initiation. The record is from RefSeq and is a predicted model, not a curated record. Gene Ontology annotation, cellular component: alpha DNA polymerase:primase complex.
UUACUUGUUAUUUGAUCAUGAUCAUCGUAUUUCUAUUUUAUCAAUGUGGAUUGUGGAUUAUAUGUGAUGCUCUUUCUAACGUUCUAUAAUUUAGUCUUUUAAUUGUUUGACACGACAGUUGUCGCGAGAAAGUAUCGCUUCUCGCAAUUUCUCCUCAAUGUUUUGAUCAUCUCCUUAUUUUGUCUCUAGCUAUCGCCUCUAAGUAACUUUCAAAAUGUGCGACACAGAUUCCGGUGGGAGGGUAAAACGACAGAGGAAAGAAAACCACACAAGGUUAAGUGCCUUGGAACGACUGAAGGCCAUCAAAAGUGGAGCUUCCAAGUCCAAAUAUGAGCUUGAACCUCUAGAGUCAGUGUAUGAGGAAGUCAGUGAAAAAGAGUAUUCCAAAAAAGUCAUCGAAAGGCAAGAAGAUGACUGGAUUGUGGAUGAUGAUGGUGCUGGGUACGUGGAGGAUGGACGUGAAAUUUUCGAUGAUGACCUUGAUGAGGAAUCAAUCCAAACCAGCAAGAAGCAGAAACCACGAUCAUCCAAGAAGCGCGACAGAGAUACAGUUGCUGCUGAAUCAAUGCCCGGUCCCAAAGGCGACAUUAAGAAGCUUUUGGCGAAUAUGCCAUCAAAAAAGAAAAAAGAGGCAGUAUGUGAAGACGAUGAAUUUUUCGAAAAUCUCAUACAAGAAGUGGCAUCUCAAGAUCUCGAGGCACCGAAACCUGCUGCCUCGAAACCCAGCUCGGGCACUUACAGUCUCUAUGAGCCUGUUUCUUCGAAUUCCAACACGGUCAAGACGCCCAAAUUUGAUAAACUUGCUACAUUGAAAAAUGUCAAGCCUCUGACCCCUGUUUUAACCAAAAUAGACUCCCCGAAAACAAAUGGCUCAUGUAUAGACUCAUCGAGUUUUGAUGUCUCAGAGUUAAUAGAUGAAGACAUUGAGAAUUCUUUCAUGGACUCCUCCAAUUUUGAUGAUGGAAAAAUUGAGGAAGUUUCCGUAAACACGCCGCAAAUUAGUGUAGGAGAAGAAAAAUUCAAAGAUAUUGACACCAAACCUGCGCUCUCUCCAGAACCUGUUGUGAAAAAAACUAGCAACUCCGCCAUGUCCAACAUUCUACAAACGCAAAAUGAUCAGUCUUUCGUUCAAGUGAAUGUCGACUCGAAAAAUCUUCCGUUGACCACCGAUGAGUCUGGUAAACAGGUGUUUCGUUUUUUCUAUUGGGAUGCUUACGAGGACUACUACAGGCAGCCAGGCGUGGUUUACCUCUUUGGUAAGGUAGCUGUCCCCAGCAGCAACACCCACAUCAGUUGCUGCGUUGUCGUGAGAAACAUCGAACGCAGGAUCUACCUACUACCAAGGGAGAAGAAGUACAAUCGUUCUACAAAUACGUCAACAGAUGAAGAAGUAUCUAUGAUGGAUGUUUACAACGAAUUCAACAAUUCAGUCUCAAAUAAGUACCACAUUAACCAGUUCAAGUCGCGGAAAGUCACCAAGAAUUAUGCAUUUGACAUUCCAGGUGUGCCGCUCAGCUCCGAAUAUCUUGAAGUCCGGUAUAAAGCAACAGAUAGAGCAUUGCCAGCAGACCUGAGCGGAGAAACGUUCAGUCAUGUGUUUGGAACCAACACGAGCUACCUCGAGUUGCUCUUGCUUGAGCGAAAAAUCAAAGGGCCUUGCUGGCUGGACAUUCAGAAUGCAGAACCAAUCUCCAAUUCCAUCAGCUGGUGCAAAGUUGAGGCUGGAUGCUCAAAAUUAGAGGACGUGAAUGUUUGUGCAAAUCAAGGACCAGCCCCACCCCUGGUUGUGGCCACUCUCAAUCUGCGAACUUGUUUGAACCAGAAGACUCGAAGUAACGAAAUAGUCAUGAUUAGCUGUUUGGUCCACAACUCCUUCCCAACAGAUAAGCCAGCUCCCUCGCCACCUUUCCAACAACACUUCUGCGCGAUGACAAGACCUUCAGACAAAGGAUGGCCAUAUGACUCUAAAGAUAUUGUUUCACAGUGCAAGGUUACAAAAUUGGAAAAGAUGGACAAUGAAAGGGCUUUGUUGGGCUUCUUUCUGGCCAACUUUUUUAGGAUUGACCCAGAUCUAGUCGUUGGUCACGAUCUCAGUGGGUUCAUCUUGGAUAUCCUCCUCCACCGCAUCAUUUACAACAAAACACCUCAUUGGUCGCGAUUGGGGCGUCUGAAAAGAACCAAUCCACCUCAAGCAGGAAAGGGUCGCAACCAGUCUGACAGGUACCCCAUGUGUGGUCGGCUAGUCUGUGAUUUGAAAAUAACAGCAAAAGAAUUGAUACAGAAAGCUCGUAGUUUUGAUUUGGGUCCCCUCUGUGAACAGGUACUCGGGCUGAAAGAAGACGAAAGAGAGGAAAAGAGUCCUGAGCAAAUUCGGGAUAUGUACAGCUCUUCCACUAAACUUCUACAUCUAGUCAAAUUGACAAUGGAGGACACAGCCUACAUGGCACGCUUGAUGUGUGAAUUGAAUGCAAUUCCUCUUGCUUUACAAAUCACCAAUAUUGCAGGAAACGUUUUAUCCCGCACAUUAAUGGGUGGUCGUUCAGAACGGAAUGAAUUCUUGCUCCUCCAUGCGUUCACUGAAAAAGAUUACAUUGUUCCAGACAAGCAAUACGGGAAGAAAAACAAUUUGAAGGAGGAAGAUUUUGAUGAGCUGGGUGAAAUAAAUGUGAACCAGAAGGCCAGUCGCAAAACGGCAAGUCGCAAGAAACCCACUUACGCAGGAGGUCUAGUCCUGGAGCCGAAACGAGGAUUCUAUGAUAAGCUUAUUUUGCUUAUGGAUUUCAACUCACUAUAUCCAAGUAUCAUUCAGGAAUACAAUAUUUGUUUCACCACAAUUUCCUUCCAUUCUAUUGAUCUCCAGGAUGAAGAGGCCUUCAGUCAAGUCCCCCUUCCAGAAGCUAGCAGUGCACAAGGGAUCUUACCCCAGGAAUUGAAAAAGUUAGUUGAGUCGCGAGCGGUAGUCAAGAAUUUGAUGAAAAAGUCAGGGCUGAGCUCCGAUCUGAAACUUCAGUACAACAUCCGACAAUUGGCGCUGAAACUUACAGCCAACAGUAUGUACGGAUGUCUGGGCUUCUCCAACUCUAGGUUCUAUGCCAAAGCUCUCGCUGCCCUAGUUACUUUCAAAGGUCGUGAAAUUCUGAUGAACACGAAAGACCUUGUUCAGAAAUUAAACUAUGAAGUUAUCUAUGGAGAUACCGAUUCUCUGAUGAUAAACACAAACUGUCUGGAUCUAAAUGAAGUGUAUAAAAUCGGUCACAAGAUAAAAUCUGAGGUAAAUAAAACUUACAAACGUCUCGAGCUGGAUCUAGAUGGUAUAUUCCGAUACAUGUUACUCUUGAAAAAGAAGAAAUAUGCGGCCGUUACCAUAUCGAAACUUCCAAAUGGCGAAGUAGAAAUGAAAAAAGAAGUGAAAGGACUCGAUAUUGUCCGGCGAGAUUGGUCGAAAAUUUCAGCAAUGACCGGAGAAUAUGUUUUGGAACAAAUUUUGUCGGACCAAGGCUGUGAUGAGCGUGUAAUUAAUAUACUCGAAAAACUUCGCAAGCUGAAAGAAGAUCUAGAAAGUGAGAAAGUUCCGUUGGAUUUGCUUUGGAUUUCAAAGAAUCUUACCAAAAAUCCCGAAGACUACGCGGAUAAGAAAGCUCUGCCGCAUGUCCAGGUUGCGUUACGACUCAAUUCCAAUGCAGCUUUAGCAAAGAAAUUUCGGCAAGGGGACGUCAUUAAUUACAUCAUUUGUGAGGACGGAACAGAUCAGCCAGCAACACAGCGAGCAUAUCACCCUGAAGAACUGAAGUCAAAUGAGACAUUAAAACCAGAUAUCAAGUAUUAUCUAUCGCAGCAAAUUCAUCCUGUUGUUUCGCGGUUGUGUGACCCAAUUGAAGGUGUUGACUCAGCUCAAAUUGCGGAACACUUAGGUCUUGAUCCAUCUUCAUAUAGACAGUCUACGAUAGGCCGGAAUGAAGAUCUAGCCAACGGAGAUUAUAGCACUUUAGGAACACUAACCGAUGAAGAACGAUAUAAAAACUGUGACAAAUUUACUUUCAAAUGUUCACAUUGCAGUGCAGAAAUAAUCAUGGAUGGACCGUCACGUAAAACGCCGGCUGGUAAAGAAGAGCUCAUCCUCAGUAAAUGCUCGAAUCCUGAUUGUUCUACGCCCCCGUAUCUCUACGUCAGUAGUAUACUCAACAAAUUAACAUUAUCUAUGCGGCAAUACAUCAAAAAAUACUACGCUGGUUGGCUUGUUUGUGAAGACCCUGCAUGUCCAAAUCGAAUAAGGAAGAUCCCUUCGAAGUUAGAGCGUGGCCAGCCAAAGUGCACACUGUGCCACUUAAACUCUAUGUAUCGAGAGUACUCAGAGGAACAGCUAUUCCUUCAACUCAGCUACUUCAUGUCAAUGUUCGAUAUUAAGAAUCAAAAUGAAAUAUCCGAUUUAACGACAGCAUAUCAAAGACUGAAACUGCAUGUAGAUGCUACGCUCAAGUACAGCGCUUACUCAGUUGUCGACUUAGGAAAACUGUUCAGUGGUUUUUUCCCAAAAUCCUGAAAUACAUGGGAAAGGAACAUUAGAAUAGCACAUUGAUACUGCAAGAAGCAGUGUACAUUUUGUAAUAGAUUCAAGGCAACUUCAGAAACUCUCGUCAUAGUUAUUUUGUGGCAUUUUUCAUGUUCUUUAUUUUCUUUAAAAUGGAUUAAAGGCUCUCGCAACCCAUUACUGAAAUUCCAAAUUUUAUCACCACUUUAUUUUUUUAUAUUAUGUUUACCAAUCUAUUUUUGUGAAAAAAUCGUUCACAUCAUUACCAGUGAGAAACUAAAUUCUGACAAGACUUUUAAGUCAGCCCAGGAUUAAUUUCAUGAUCAGAAUCGCUGACGAUCUUCAUAUCAUUCCAUGUUACUAAUUUUUCUUGGAAGUUUAUUUCUCAAGCAUCCAAUUAUUUUCAUUUACAAUGCUUUUUGUGAUAGGUUCUUCAUCUUUUCCUAUCCUAAUAAGUGUAAUGUCUUUUCACCACCAUGCAUACCUGAAAUAUCAAAUUUCUUCCAUUUCACAUAUUAUAUUCUAACGUGCCUAAUGUAUUUCUUCAUUUUUGUUGUUAACACUGUAUUUUUGAAUCCAAAAUCCACCCAGGCAUACCUAAAACAUUCGGUAUUAAAGUUCUGUUGACCGCCUAAGAUCAUGAUUAAUUCAUAGGAAUACCCAGUGCUAUUUAAAAAUUUUAGCUGAUUAUUCGGCAACCUAAAUGAUUUUAGCGUUUAAGUUCUACAGAUUUUUUAAGAAUUCUUUUCAAGUGGUCUUUUUUACAUGUUUAAUAAAUAAUGUUCCUUGGAUGCA